Messenger RNA from Parnassius apollo (apollo), 1434 nucleotides. The record is from the annotation of a GenBank genome assembly. Lineage: Eukaryota; Metazoa; Arthropoda; Insecta; Lepidoptera; Papilionidae.
AUGUAUUCUUUCUUAGAGCGCACGAGCGCGUACGUGUCGCUGUUCCGCGGCAUGUCGCGUGUAUCGUCCGCGGCGCGCUGCUGGCGGCAAGCGACCUCCGCGCGUCACGCCGCCGCCUGGAGGCGCGCCGCCGCGCCCGCGCCACGCGACCUCACCGCCGCACUGCGCGCCGACGCACAGCGCCAAGUCGAAUGGUUAACCACGGUGCUAAAGUCGGAGACGCCACUCGCGGAGUUGGUCAGAUUGUAUACAGACGCGCUGCUGUCUUUGGAUCCAUCACCAACUAAGAUAAUGUUAGCGAACUUCAAGUUGUGCCAGACUCCCGCGCAAGGGAUGGCACUACUCACGGAAAUAAAGGGCGACAUAGAUGAGCUCAUUUCCUGCAUAAGAGCUGUUAUAGACACGCCGAGAACAAAUAAAGAAACUCUUUCCCCUGCCUUAAUGAGGGAGCUGGGUCGAACAGUCUACGCGCCACUUAGAGAACUGAUGCCGAAGUAUACGGAGAUCCAAACUCAGCUAUUCCUCGCCAACUUAAAUGAGCAGCAGCUCAGGCAGGAGGAUCUUCUAGAACAUUCGAAGGCCCUGCUAUCAGUUGCGGAGCGCUGUGAAGGAUGGCUCAGUGCCGCUUAUAGCAGGGCACGGCAAAUAGCGGGCAAUGCUGCUAUGCCUUUCUACUCACCAGCUGUCGAGGAACUGACGUCAGCGAUCCUUUCACUGAUCUCGGCACACAGUCGCCGCAUAGAAACAAACUUUCUGGCGGCGGUCACAGCGAGAAAAAGUACAGGGGUACUGAGCGAGAGCUUUCCCGCGGCUUUGGCUUUGGAAUCGGCCGCGGCCGAGUUACUGAGGGUGUUAGCUUCACGGCAACAGAUAGAGAAGGAAGAAGAAGGUCAUAAACCGGAACACCCGUUGUUGGACCUACAAAGCCACCUCUUGGAGGGCGAAUCACGAAAAAUGGCGGAGUCGCGAGAGCUGGCCUCAGUCGCAGGACUCCAGAGGACCAGGGAACAGCUGAGGGGACUCGCCAGGGCUAUAUUACGGAACCCUGUAGAUGUGCAAUUGGAUACAAUUCCUCAGUUGCCUGUGUGGCACAACAACGACGCUCUCUCUACCGACCUCCCGGACUUCGCACUCUCCCCACAGGAGUACAUCACGGAGAUCGGCCAAUACUUGAUGACUCUACCGCAGCAUCUUGAGAUGCACCUGCCGGAGAAACAAGCGCCAUGGCAGUUCUUAUCUGAGGUCUGCACGCACACGUGCGAAGUUUACGCCGAGAAAAUCCUGAACAUACGCAACAUGGACGCUCUUGGCACGAAGCGCUGCCUCACCGACAUUGUAUACUUGUCAAGUGUGGUCGAAGACUUGGGCACCAGCGUCACACCUGCGUUGAAGAACUUGGAGAAGUCACUACGUGCCGCCACUCCAAGUCAAUGA